AUGACACGCAUUGAAAGCCUUCCUAUCGAGCUUGUACAUCUCAUUGUGUCUUUUCUGGUCCAACCCGAAGAUGAUCUCGACCUACUGAGCGGAGGUCAAACCACGAAAGCCAAAGAUGGCCAUACAAAGAAAUUGGAUGACGACGAAUAUGAUGACAACGAACUUGAAGAUGACGAAUACGAUGGAAUUGACACUCUGCGCAAUGUUUGCUUAGUUUCGCGGCAGUUCCGUGAGAUCGCCCAGCCUUUACUGUUCCGUGAGCUCUAUGAUGAUGGCAUGGGGGGUGAUGUAACGCCGAUCAUCCCGUUCACCAAAACAAUCUAUCGACGUCCAGAUCUCGGAAAGCAUGUGCAUCAAAUCACUAUCCUGCCUCUCUCAUUCCACCCAGGUGGCCCCGAUUCUCUUGCCGCAGAAGACUCCGAGUUCUUCAAAGGCAUAAUUAAGGGCCUUCAAUUGGCCGAUGAGGAGGAAACAUGGAUUUCAGCUAUGAACAAAUGCGACAUCAACAUCUUCGUAGCAUUGCUAGCCAACAAGGCCCCCAAUGUUCGUGGACUACAUCUGCCAGUGCGCAAAUUCUCAAUCCAGCCAUUCAUCCAGCUUUUCCAUCACAAUCCAGAAUUUUUAUCAAACCUUGAGUCUGUCUGGUUUGAAAGCGAUGACGAACUUUCCGGCUUCGAUAUUGCUUCCUAUGAGAAAUUCCUCACCCUUCCUAAGGUCACAUCUUCGACCUUUGAGUACGGUGAUCUCUUCGACACAUCUUUUCCAUCUACCUGGCUGCCUGGAACAUUAGAGACCCAAGAACUCGCUUUCCACCACUGCCACAUCGAUGCUGGUGCCCUCAAAAAGCUUAUGCAAGCAUGCAAAAAGCUUAAAACCUUUACCUACAACAAUUUCAGUUUGGACCCUAACGACCGACGGAUCAUGCGCGCAGGAACUGUCCCCGAGUUUACCGCCAAGGAGGCUCAAGAAGCCGCCCUCCUACAUAAGGAUACCCUUGAGCUCUUCCAUCUCGAGUACUCAAUGGAAAUACAGGACGUCGACGAUAUCGAGCAACUCGUUUCCGGCCACGUCAAGGUUGGCUCAUUCCGUGAUUUCUCCGUGCUGGAGACAAUCCUCAUCCCACACGCUUCUCUUCCUCCACACCCUGAAUUCCCCAGUUCGUUAGAGACACUCCAUAUCACGGACUGCAACUCUUCUAUCCGGGAGUUGACUCGGAACAUCGCGACAGAUUGUAAAAAGGGUCUUUAUCCGAAGUUGACUAACAUCAAGGUAUUCGCAAUCGACAUCACGCAGCCCAUUAAGCUUCCUGGGCAACGUAUUCCAGAAGGGAAAACACCAGAACAAUGUUUCCUUGCCCUGAAAGAGAUGUUCAAAGGAACCAAUGUGAAUUUCCAGAUCUUGCCAUAUGAAUUACCUGAUUUUGAUGAUUACGGCGAUCUCGACGAUUUUGAUGAAGAUCUCGGCUAUGAGGAAGAUUUCAUGGAACCCGGAUUCGAAGGAUUUCCACCAGGAACGGAUCCCGACAUGGGUUCAAUCCCACCACGGAUCUUGGAUUUACUCAUGCAGCGGGCUAUGAUGGAUCCUGAGUUUGCACACCUUCGUCCCGAAGAGGGCAGCGACGACGAUUCUUGGGAAACUGAGGACAGCGAAUGA
This is a messenger RNA of Penicillium crustosum, 1653 nucleotides long. RefSeq lists its product as uncharacterized. Bases 1 to 1653 code for a protein of 550 amino acids. The record is from RefSeq and is a predicted model, not a curated record. Lineage: Eukaryota; Fungi; Ascomycota; Eurotiomycetes; Eurotiales; Aspergillaceae. The transcript has a single exon.